This is a messenger RNA of Homarus americanus (American lobster), 2098 nucleotides long. RefSeq lists its product as uncharacterized. The transcript is spliced from 3 exons. The coding region runs from base 505 to 822 and encodes 105 amino acids. The record is from RefSeq and is a predicted model, not a curated record. NCBI's taxonomy places the organism in Eukaryota, Metazoa, Arthropoda, Malacostraca, Decapoda, Nephropidae.
UUAUAUUAGGUGAUAAGUGCAUAUAAGUAACGCUUAUAUCAAAAGUAAACUAAUUAAUUAAAAUAUGUUAGGAAUAAAUGAGCAGGUAUAGGAGUUGGGUCAUUCUAGCAGAGUUACUCCUAUUAAAUAAACACACGUUUUCUCUAACUCAUACGUCUGUGCGCCUGCCUGAAGUUACUAUUACAACCACCAUACAUGUGAUCACAACACCUUAACAACCCCUAAACCACUAAUUAAUUCUUAUAUCUAACUAGGAGAUAUCCCUAUUUAACAUCUCGUCAUUAGUUAAACCCAAAAUCAGGUUAGUUUGAAGGAGUAAUGAAGAGAGUUAGCUAAGGUGUGAUGCCACUGGGUUCUGGCUACAGUGUGUAUGUGUGUGUUUGGAGGUUGGGUCGUAGGUGCUGCCUCCCAAUAGCGUGAAGCCCUUCGUGACGGCCACCACUACCACACCACCGCCGCCUCUCUACCACGACCACCACACUCACUCGAGCCUUAUCAUCUACCAUGGCCAACACCACCCUCAGAUUUGCCACAGUAAUCGUGCUGGUGAUCGUCCUAACUCUGAGCACGGCCGCCCGCACACAGCGCCGAGGCUACCACGACAAGACUAUCAGGAGGUACACCAACGAGAGAACCUGCUGGUGGAACGAAAUCUGCAAGGAGGAGUUUCAGAUGGAGUUCAGGUGUAGGUGUCCCCGCUGGUCCUCCUGCCGUUCCCCUGGCAAGUACUACAACGCCUACUGUAGUGUGAUGGCCUCAGGAUACAUCUGGACUCAGCCGAGGUUACCAGGAACAAACAACAGUAAAUACGGGAGUGUUUAAGGAACUCUGCUGCUACGGUAAAGGAAUACGGAAAUGAGAGGCUACUUGUGCCAUAUUGAGGCUUCCUGUGCAAUAUUGAGGCUUCCUGUGCAAUAUGGAGGCUUCCUGUGCCAUAUGGAGGCUUCCUGUGCCAUAUGGAGGUUUCCUAAGUCAUAUCGAGGCCUCCUAAGUCAUUUGAAGGCUUCUUAUAUUGUCUGAAGGCUUCAUAAUUCACACAGAGGCUUCGUGAGCACACUAAGCCUCCCUGCAUUUUAUAAAUUGGAUAUUUUUUUGGUCUAGGCUUCAUAAUCAAAAAGGAAUCCUCAGUUGUUUGUCCUCAAGGUUUCCUCAGCAUGUUGGAAACCCCUCUGGCAUGUCAAGGUACUGUCGACCAGUCCAGGUACGCUGUCAAGGUACUGUCAUACGAGGUCACUUACAGCCAUAAUUGUGGUGUGUGAGACAUACAAACGGGGUUAAGUGUACACCAUCCUUACUACCAUCACCACUACAACCACUACUACUGCUACCAUCACCACAACUACCAUCACCGCAACUACCACCACCACUAUUACCAUCACCACAACAACUAUCACCACAACAACCAUCACGACCACCACCACCACCACCACACUACUACCAACACCACUACUACAACUACCAUCAACACCACUACCACCAUCAUUGCUACUACUACUACUACCACUAUUACUACUACCACUACAGUUUACAGCUUAUCCCCUGUACACUAUUUCCCUUAACUGUAAACUUCGUAAUAACAUCAAAUCCCGUUUUAAUAUUAUUCAUAAAUGUCAUAAAUGUUCAGGUGUGCUAUUAAUUGAUCCAAGACAUUGUUAAAAUAAAACGUCAUUCAUAUUUAUCAUUCCAUUGAGAGUUUGAAUGGUGAUACGAUGUUGAGAACUGGUGAAAUACAACCACAGCAGUUCCGUCACUUCACUGUCUCUUUUGAUAGAUUUCGAUGAUCAUCUCCGAAUAUUAAAAGAAAAAAAAUGUCUAUAAUAUUUUUGUUUUCUGUAUUAUCUUACUGGUGUUUAUAUGUUAAAGGUGUUAUUGUAUUAUUGUAUGAGUCUUCCUGUUUGAGCUACGUUCUCUAAUCUAAUUGGUUAAAUAUUUACUUUACGUUCUCAAGGUUAACCAAUCAGCGAUGUCUUAUUCCACAGCAGGAUUUACAAUAUAAUGGAAUUCUAUUUAUUGAUCAAUUUAUAUAUAUAAUUAUGUAUAUUCUAUACUUCUGAUCAGAAUUAAGUUUUAUAAAAUAAAUCUUUAAUGUUAUAUGACA